CGCUCGACGGUCACUCUAAACUCAAUUUCGGCAAAACAAAACACAUUUUUUACGGAAAACUCCGUUUUAGUUAAUAAUAUUAACUAAUAAUGUCGGAAACUAGCUCCAAAGACAAUGUCAAGACGGCAAUGACGUAUAUUUGCGGGGAAUGUCAUCACGAAAAUGAAAUGCGACCAAGGGAUCCGAUUCGUUGCCGUGAAUGUGGAUAUCGUAUUAUGUACAAAAAACGCACCAAGCGUCUUGUUGUUUUCGAUGCCCGUUAAAAAAAACUUCAAAAAUAAUGGACACCCGUCGAAAUAUUUUUAAGAAAAUAGUAUGUAGCUGAUUAAAUCUUGUGCUUCAAUAAAGCUUUGAUAAAACAUA
Messenger RNA from Drosophila ficusphila, 363 nucleotides. It is a transcript of the gene Rpb12, whose product is annotated as DNA-directed RNA polymerases I, II, and III subunit RPABC4. Gene Ontology annotation, molecular function: DNA binding; DNA-directed RNA polymerase activity; zinc ion binding. Gene Ontology annotation, biological process: DNA-templated transcription. The record is from RefSeq and is a predicted model, not a curated record. Gene Ontology annotation, cellular component: RNA polymerase I complex; RNA polymerase II, core complex; RNA polymerase III complex. Bases 90 to 263 code for a protein of 57 amino acids. The transcript is spliced from 3 exons. Lineage: Eukaryota; Metazoa; Arthropoda; Insecta; Diptera; Drosophilidae.